Molecule: messenger RNA, 1854 nt
Organism: Clonostachys byssicola
Lineage: Eukaryota; Fungi; Ascomycota; Sordariomycetes; Hypocreales; Bionectriaceae
Source: the annotation of a GenBank genome assembly
GUACCAUUGCUGCCUCCCGAUCAUGGACUGACGUGGUUAUUGGCUGAAGACCGCUCAAUCGCACUGACUUUGGCUUUAUGUGCCGUCAGUCUUGCCUACUCGUCUAGUCAGAUUGCUUCAAAUGGUAAACGUCUUGGAUUGGCAAGACAGCUUCAUUCGGCAUGCCGGCUUCAAAUCCUUGAUAAAGGACUUAGAAGGAUAAGCUAUCUCGAUCAACUUCUGUGUCUUUGUGCUCUUGCAUGGUACGAGGCGAGUCAUGGCGAUGGGGCUCAGGCGUGGUGUGAUAUUGACCUAGGAACGGGCCAGAGUAUAGUGCCUCUGAUAUCCCGAUCAGACCUAUCUCCAGUUUCCCGGGCUGUACUUGAAACAGCUUCUGACUUUCUCAGUUGGCACAGAGCCGAGUUUGCUUUUGGGCACCCGCAACUGGUCCCAUUGAUUUCGGCCCAAACCAGGGUUUUCUCAAAGCUCGAUGCCACCAACCCCUUGGACAACCAGCGUGCCGAUCUGGACAAGGCCAUAGAACUUCUGCUUCGAUGUGUGGAAUAUAGCAGUCGAGAUACUUCCAACGAUCCAAUACUUCCAUGGCAUCGCGAUUCCAACUUCAUGUCUCUCAGACUUCAUUUGGAAAAGUUCUCAAUAGGAAUUGCCGAGACGUACCACCUUGAUUUCGCGGCUGCCAGUUCAAGUACCGUCAAAGGGUCAGAAUUAGCCGUCGGUAUCUCGAUGGUUCUUCUACGCGAUUGUUGUAGCAUCUUGCUAAAUCGGAAUUUCUUGCUCACGUCUCAACUACAGCGUAACCCAACAGGCCGGGAUGGAGCACCGGAAAUGUUCCUCAGGGGACGUAUGAAUGCGUGCAAGGCCAGUGCUGAGAGUAUUCAAAUUCUUUGCACGCAGCUCCUAUCGAAUCAAAUCUUCUGUUUGGUAUUUGAAAUCUAUCCGCCGUACAAUCCGUUACUAAUACGGUAUUGUUGCUUUCAGGCAGCUAUUGUCUUUAUCCAAAGCCUGGACUAUCAUCGCACACAAACCGAGAGAACCGAGUACAAAGACAAACUCAAAGUACUUUUGGCUGUUCUUCUAGCCUUGACAAAGUUUCACAAGCCUGCCAAAUCAUGGAUUGACUGUCUUUCAAAAUUUGGCCGAGCCCGGAACAAGGUGGCAGUAAGUCCGGAUUUGCCGCAUUUCAAAGUUCCAACCUUCUUCUCAAUGUUUCCCGGCAUCCAGGAGCCCCCUCUAGUACCCUUUCAAGAGUCAACAGAGAUGGAUGCCACUUCAAGACUAGACGAAGUCGGCAUGUUGGAAUCUUUGACGCAUCCUGUAGCGAGCGAAACCGCGUGGAUGGACCAAUAUCGAAACGAGUUGAGAAACCAGGUGGCAAGUAUCGCCAAAGAAGACUCCAGGGCCACAGGGACAAGCUCAAUGAUUGGAUCGCCUAGAAUAGAGAUCAACGGGAGGAGGGGGCCCACACUCACUGAUCGAGGCAUCUCGAUGGAAAACGAAAAUAUGGAAGAAUCCUUGUCCAUAACACCAAUCAGCAAUGGACUCUUCGUGAACUCUACACCGGCAGGACCUAUAUCAACAGCUCCUGCUCAAGCGUCCCGUAUUGAUUGGCCGUCUAGGCAAUCCGAGACUCUAAACAUUCGUGGUGAUGAGGCUUGCACCGGCUUGGAAGCCUUGUCGAACCUCAAUGACAUCACCUGGGGGAAUUUUGGCUCAACUCUUUUACUUAUUAACAAUGAUCAACUUCCAACGGUGUCAGAAGAGAUUGACAUGCCGGACAUCGAGCUACCAGAAUGGGACUUGUCAUCUUAUCUUUCUCUUGAUAAUACCAUACUGGAUUUCUUUCACUUAAAUUAA